UUCCGGUGCUUCUUUUCAACAUGCUUGCUUUCAAAGCAAAAUUCCACAAAAGUUAUAAGUAGUUGUUUUAGGAGUUCGUGGAGUUUGAUAGUUUUCUGUUUCAGUAUGAGUCUUCAACGUAAAGUCCAAAAACCGCGAUCUCAGCGCGGCAAGCGCUUCCUGAAGAACCGAGAACCCAAGCUGUUUGAGAAUACGAAAUCUGUUCUGGCCAUCCGCACCAAUACCGCAAGUGAGCUGGUCGUCAGAAUCCUUAAAGAUCUGAGUGCUCUCAAGAAACCCGAUUCCUCUUUCCUUGGAAGGAAACAUGAGCUCCGCCCGUUUGAAAAUGAGCAACUACUGGAAAAAUUUUCAUCCCAGCAUGAUGCUUCACUGCUGAUCACCGGAUCCCACAACAAAAAAAGACCGACUUGCGUUACGUUCGUUCGAACGUUUGACCACCAUAUUUUGGACAUGUUUGAGUUUUCCGUGGAAAACUACAAAGGCAUCGCUGAUUUUCCGGGUAUUUCACCUCCAUUAGGAAAUAAACCUCUCUUGAUAUUCCGUGGUGAAGCUUUUGAGCAUGAUCCCGUUUUCCGUGCCAUAAAAUCUGUUUUUAUCGAUUACUUCCGAGGCCCGAUUGUGGACAAAAUUCGUCCGGCGGGUGUUUCACACGCGAUCACAUUUGUUACCAACGGAGAACGGAUUUUCAUGCGAACAUUCAUGUUGAACGGAACGGAAGAAAGUGAUGAAACUAGCACGAAACCGAAAGAAACCACUUUGACGCCAAUGGGUCCGAGCAUGGAUUUUGUUCCAAACCGAAGUAAAGUGGCCUCAGAGGAUCUGUGGAAAGCGGCUUGUCGUGUACCCAGAGAGACCAAGAUCAAGAAAACGAAGAACGUAUCCCAGGACGUGUUCGGUUCUAAACUGGGUCGUAUCCAUAUGGAGACACAGGAUUUCACGCGAUUAAACGUUAAGAAAAUGAAGGGUUUACGAAGUGAUGCCAAAUCAAAGAACGCGAACGAAUCGGAGCCCAUGGAUGUCGACAACAAAACUCCCGAAACGGUGGAUUAUACUGACAUCGGAGGCGAUCUUGAUUAGUUGUUCGUCUUUUCGUAAAAUACCAUUUGAAGAUUGCUGGUUUAGAGAUGCCAUUAACUUACAGCUGCUGAACUUCUGUGCUGUGCGGCCUAUGUUGGUUUGAUUUGUUGGUUUGUUAAACGGUUGAAAUGGAAAGAAUAAAGUUAGAA
Paramacrobiotus metropolitanus is the source of this 1226-nucleotide messenger RNA. RefSeq names its product ribosome production factor 2 homolog. The coding region runs from base 106 to 1077 and encodes 323 amino acids. The record is from RefSeq and is a predicted model, not a curated record. Gene Ontology annotation, molecular function: rRNA binding. Gene Ontology annotation, cellular component: nucleolus. Gene Ontology annotation, biological process: ribosomal large subunit assembly; maturation of LSU-rRNA from tricistronic rRNA transcript (SSU-rRNA, 5.8S rRNA, LSU-rRNA). The transcript has 10 exons. NCBI's taxonomy places the organism in Eukaryota, Metazoa, Tardigrada, Eutardigrada, Parachela, Macrobiotidae.